This is a messenger RNA of Fraxinus pennsylvanica, 1317 nucleotides long. Lineage: Eukaryota; Viridiplantae; Streptophyta; Magnoliopsida; Lamiales; Oleaceae. The record is from the annotation of a GenBank genome assembly.
AUGUCUGUUGCUUUGUUUUGGGUUAUUUCUCCCACUUCUGAGGUUUCUGGUAGCAUCGGAUUCUUGGAGUCUGUCCGGGAGGGUAACCGGAAUCUAGACUCAUCCUGGCCCAUUUCUCAGGGUAAGAACUUGAUUUGCAAUGGCAGAUUCUGCAAGGGCAGAAAAUAUACCCGGAAUUUAAGUUAUCUUAAUGUAGAUUCAAGGUAUUCUUGCUUGGGCGAGUCGAAUUCAGGGGAUGGAAGAAAUCUUUCUGUCAUAUCAAGUAUGGUAGCUAGCCCAGCUGGAGAAAUGACACCAACCUCAGAACAGAAAGUUUAUGAUGUGGUUUUGAAACAGGCGGCCUUGGUUAAGAGGCAGUUGAGAUCCAAUGACAAUUUGGAAGUAAAGCCGGAUAUUGUUCUUCCAGGUUCUCUUAGCUUGUUGAGCGAAGCAUAUGAUCGUUGUGGUGAAGUAUGUGCCGAGUAUGCCAAGACAUUUUACUUGGGCACCUUGUUGAUGACUCCCGAGAGGCGAAGAGCUAUUUGGGCUAUCUAUGUGUGGUGUAGGAGAACAGACGAGCUUGUUGAUGGACCAAACGCGUCACAUAUGACACCUGAAGCAUUGAAUCGUUGGGAGGCGAGGCUGGAAGAUGUUUUCCGAGGGCGGCCUUUUGACAUGCUUGAUGCUGCUUUAUCAGAUACAGUUUCCAAGUUUCCUGUCGACAUUCAGCCGUUCAGAGAUAUGAUUGAAGGAAUGCGGAUGGAUCUCUGGAAAUCAAGAUACAAAAACUUCGACGAGCUUUAUCUAUACUGUUAUUAUGUCGCUGGUACUGUCGGAUUAAUGAGUGUUCCAGUAAUGGGAAUUGCACCCGAAUCCCAGGCAACUACCGAGAGUGUUUAUAAUGCUGCUUUGGCAUUGGGGAUUGCAAAUCAGCUGACGAACAUACUCAGGGAUGUUGGAGAAGAUGCAAGAAGAGGAAGGAUCUACCUGCCGCAGGAUGAAUUGGCACAGGCAGGGCUUUUGGAUGAUGACAUUUUUGCUGGGAAAGUAACCGAUAAAUGGAGAAAUUUUAUGAAAAAGCAAAUCACAAGGGCAAGGAAAUUCUUUGACGACGCAGAGAAAGGUGUCACAGAGCUCAGCGCAGCUAGCAGAUGGCCGGUGUGGGCAUCGUUGCUUUUAUAUCGCCAAAUAUUGGAUGAAAUCGAAGUGAAUGACUACAACAAUUUCACAAGGAGGGCAUAUGUAAACAAACCAAAGAAAAUUCUUGCUUUGCCUAUUGCAUAUGCAAAGUCUCUGGUUCCUCCAUCAAGAACUUCAUCUCCUUUUGUCAAGGCAUGA